Molecule: messenger RNA, 5595 nt
Organism: Pan troglodytes (chimpanzee)
Lineage: Eukaryota; Metazoa; Chordata; Mammalia; Primates; Hominidae
Gene: LGALS8
Product: galectin 8
Exons: 12
Coding region: 252-1331 (359 amino acids)
Cellular component (GO): cytoplasm
Molecular function (GO): carbohydrate binding
Source: RefSeq, a predicted model, not a curated record
AUAGUUCUAGAAGCUUGUUUCUCCCACCUGAAAAGACUGGAUUUGGGACAUGAUCCUGUAGAACUUCAGAGAUUGGGGAAGAUAAUCGGAAGAGGUAGAAGACACCGUCCAUGACACUUCCUGGGGAAGCAGAUGUAUGUAUAAGGAUGGCCAGUGCCUCAGUUUCAAUCCAGGUAACCUUUAAAUGAAACUUGCCUAAAAUCUUAGGUCAUACACAGAAGAGACUCCAAUCGACAAGAAGCUGGAAAAGAAUGAUGUUGUCCUUAAACAACCUACAGAAUAUCAUCUAUAACCCGGUAAUCCCGUAUGUUGGCACCAUUCCUGAUCAGCUGGAUCCUGGAAGUUUGAUUGUGAUACGUGGGCAUGUUCCUAGUGACGCGGACAGAUUCCAGGUGGAUCUGCAGAAUGGCAGCAGCGUGAAACCUCGAGCCGAUGUGGCCUUUCAUUUCAAUCCUCGUUUCAAAAGGGCCGGCUGCAUUGUUUGCAAUACCUUGAUAAAUGAGAAAUGGGGACGGGAAGAGAUCACCUAUGACACGCCUUUCAAAAGAGAAAAGUCUUUUGAGAUCGUGAUUAUGGUGCUCAAGGACAAAUUCCAGGUGGCUGUAAAUGGAAAACAUACUCUGCUCUAUGGCCACAGGAUCGGCCCAGAGAAAAUAGACACUCUGGGCAUUUAUGGCAAAGUGAAUAUUCACUCAAUUGGUUUUAGCUUCAGCUCGGUUUUACAAAGUACCCAAGCAUCUAGUGUGGAACUGACAGAGAUAAGUAGAGAAAAUGUUCCAAAGUCUGGCACGCCCCAGCUUCCUAGUAAUAGAGAAGGAGACAUUUCUAAAAUCGCACCCAGAACUGUCUACACCAAGAGCAAAGAUUCGACUGUCAAUCACACUUUGACUUGCACCAAAAUACCACCUAUGAACUGUGUGUCAAAGAGCCUGCCAUUCGCUGCAAGGUUGAACACCCCCAUGGGCCCUGGACGAACUGUCGUCGUUAAAGGAGAAGUGAAUGCAAAUGCCAAAAGCUUUAAUGUUGACCUACUAGCAGGAAAAUCAAAGGAUAUUGCUCUACACUUGAACCCACGCCUGAAUAUUAAAGCAUUUGUAAGAAAUUCUUUUCUUCAGGAGUCCUGGGGAGAAGAAGAGAGAAAUAUUACCUCUUUCCCAUUUAGUCCUGGGAUGUACUUUGAGAUGAUAAUUUAUUGUGAUGUUAGAGAAUUCAAGGUUGCAGUAAAUGGCGUACACAGCCUGGAGUACAAACACAGAUUUAAAGAGCUCAGCAGUAUUGACACGCUGGAAAUUAAUGGAGACAUCCACUUACUGGAAGUAAGGAGCUGGUAGCCUACCUACACAGCUGCUACAAAAACCAAAAUACAGAAUGGCUUCUGUGAUACUGGCCUUGCUGAAACGCAUCUCACUGUCAUUCUAUUGUUUAUAUUGUUAAAAUGAGCUUGUGCACCAUUAGGUCCUGCGGGGUGUUCUCAGUCCUUGCCAUGAAGUACGGUGGUGUCUAGCACUGAACGGGGAAACUGGGGGCAGCAACACUUAUAGCCAGUUAAGGCCACUCUGCCCUCUCUCCUACUUUGGCUGACUCUUCAAGAAUCCCAUUCAACAAGUAUUUAUGGAGUACCUACUAUAAUACAGUAGCUAACAUGUAUUGAGCACAGAUUUUUUUUGGUAAAACUGUGAGGAGCUAGGAUAUAUACUUGGUGAAACAAACCAGUAUGUUCCCUGUUCUCUUGAGCUUCGACUCUUCUGUGCUCUAUCGCUGUGCACUGCUUUUUCUACAGGCAUUACAUCAACUCCUAAGGGGUCCUCUGGGAUUAGUUAUGCAGCUAUUAAAUCACCCGAAGACACUAAUUUACAGAAGACACAACUCCUUCCCCAGUGAUCACUGUCAUAACCAGUGCUCCACCGUAUCCCAUCAUUGAGGACUGAUGUUGACUGACAUCAUUUUCUUUAUCGUAAUAAACAUGUGGCUCUAUUAGCUGCAAGCUUUACCAAGUAAUUGGCAUGACAUCUGAGCACAAAAAUUAAGGCAAAAAACCAAAGCAAAACAAAUACAUGGUGCUGAAAUUAACUUGACGUCAAGCCCAAGGCAGCUGAUUUCUGUGUAUUUGAACUUAGGGCGAAUCAGAGUCUACACAGACGCCUACAGAAAGUUUCAGGAAGAGGCAAGAUGCAUUCAAUUUGAAAGAUAUUUAUGGGCAACAAAGUAAGGUCAGGAUUAGACUUCAGGCAUUCAUAAGGCAGGCACUAUCAGAAAGUGUACGCCAACUAAGGGACCCACAAAGCAGGCAGAGGUAAUGCAGAAAUCUGUUUUGUUCCCAUGAAAUCACCAAUCAAGGCCUCUGUUCUUCUAAAGAUUAGUCCAUCAUCAUUAGCAACUGAGAUCAAAGCACUCUUCCACUUUACGUGAUUAAAAUCAAACCUGUAUCAGCAAGUUAAAUGGUUCCAUUUCUGUGAUUUUUCUAUUAUUUGAGGGGAGUUGGCAGAAGUUCCAUGUAUAUGGGAUCUUUACAGGUCAGAUCUUGUUACAGGAAAUUUCAAAGGUUUGGGAGUGGGGAGGGAAAAAAGCUCAGGCAGUGAGGAUCAUUUUAUCACAUUAGACUGGGGCAGAACUCUGCCAGGAUUUAGGAAUAUUUUCAGAACAGAUUUUAGAUAUUAUUUCUAUCCAUAUAUUGAAAAGAAUACCAUUGUCAAUCUUAUUUUUUUAAAAGUACUCAGUGUAGAAAUCGCUAGCCCUUAAUUCUUUUCCAGCUUUUCAUAAUAAUUUAUGCAGAGUCUCACCAAGCUCAAAGACACUGGUUGGGGGUGGAGGGUGCCACAGGGAAAGCUGUAGAAGGCAAGAAGACUCGAGAAUCCCCCAGAGUUAUUUUUCUCCAUAAAGACCAUCAGAGUGCUUAACUGAGCUGUUGGAGACUGUGAGGCAUUUAGGAAAAAAAUAGCCCACUCACAUAAUUCCUUAUAAAUAAGUCUUAAGUUCAUUUUCAUUUUACGUGGAGGAAAAAAAUUUAAAAAGCUAUUAGUAUUUAUUAAUGAAUUUUACUGAGACAUUUCUUAGAAAUAUGCACUUCUAUACUAGCAAGCUCUGUCUCUAAACUGCAAGUUGGCCUUUUGCUUGCCACAUUUCUGCAUUAAACUUCUAUAUUAGCUUCAAAGGCUUUUAAACUCAAUGCGAACAUUCUACGGGAUGUUCUUAGAUGCCUUUAAAAAGGGGGCAGAUUUAAUUUUAUUUGAGCCCUCACUUUCCAACUUCACCAUGACCCAGUCCUAGAGAUUAGGGCACUUCAAAGCAUUGAAAAAAAUCUACUGAUACUUACUUUCUUAGACAAGUAGUUCUUAGUUAACCACCAAUGGAACUGGGUUCAUUCUGAAUCCUGGAGGAGCUUCCUCGUGCCACCCAGUCUUUCUGGGCCCUCUGUGUGAGCAGCCAGGUGUGAGCUGUUUUAGAAGCAGCGUGUUGCCUUCAUCUCUCCCGUUUCCCAAAAGAACAAAGGAUAAAGGUGACAGUCACACUCCUGGGUUAAAAAAAGCAUUCCAGAACCACUUCUCUUCUUUAUGGGCACAACAAAGAAACGAAGGCUGAAGUUCGCCUACCCAAAAUGAAAAGUAGGCUUUACAGUCAAAAGUACUUCUGUUGAUUGCUAAAUAACUUCAUUUUCUUGAAAUAGAGCAACUUUGAGUGAAAUCUGCAACAUGGAUACCAUGUAUAUAAGAUACUGCUGUACAGAAGAGUUAAGGCUUACAGUGCAAAUGAGGCGUCAGCUUUGGGUGCUAAAAUUAACAAGUCUAAUAUUAUUACCAUCAAUCAGGAAGAGAAUAAUAAAUGUUUAAACAAACACAGCAGUCUGUAUAAAAAUACCGUGUAUCAUUUACUCUUUCUGCAGCUCUAUACGAUAGGCAGGAGAGGCUUAUGUGGCAGCACAAGCCAGGUGGGGAUUUUGUAAAGAAGUGAUAAAACAUUUGUAAGUAAUCCAAGUAGGUGUAUUAAGGCACCAAAAGUAACAUGGCACCCAACACCCAAAAAUAAAAAUAUGAAAUAUGAGUGUGAACUCUGAGUAGAGUAUGAAACACCACAGAAAGUCUUAGAAAUAGCUCUGGAGUGGCUCUCCCAGGACAGUUUCCAGUUGCUGAAUAGUCUUUUGGCACUGAUGUUCUACUUCUUCACAUUCAUCUAAAAAAAAAAAAAAAAUCAAAAUUAAAAUCUGAGUCAGUCUGCCUGCCUCGGUUCUCAUUAGUUUAAUUCUUAAUGCCUUGCACUUUCCGGCAAUCAUUCAAUCAAAAGAGUGAAAUGAAGCACAUUAACAAAGCAGGAGGCGCCACGGACCGCCUCCCUCCACACCGCUCCUUCCGCCUUCAUUCCUUGCCCACAGGCUUGCACUGGAAGCUGAAUAAGAAUCCCCAAAACUCAAACUUCCUAGGGAUGCCACCCCUUUAGUAGCUCACACCUCCCCCCUCCAAGAGCUAAGAAACAAAGGAGAAUGUACUUUUGUAGCUUAGAUAAGCAAUGAAUCAGUAAAGGACUGAUCUACUUGCUCCACCACCCCUCCCUUAAUAAUAACAUUUACUGUUAUUUCCUGGGCCUAAGACUCUAUGUUCCAGAACUGUCACAGCUCCCCAUGUCACACUCACUAGCUUGUGAUCUUUGUCAAAUAACUGAAAUCUUUUAAGCCUCUAGUUUCUUCCUUUGUAAAACAGAGAUAAAAUGUGGUUUUUAAGUGAGAUAAUCCAAGUAAAGCACCUAACAUGGAGUAGUGAAUGAACAUCGGUUGCUACUAAAAGUGGACAUCCUACUGCAUCCUUAAUGCCACUAGGCAUUUCCAUACAAUCUGGGGACCAAAACUUCAAUCAUAUAAAUGUAUGAGGUUAAUUAAAAACACUACUGUAAUCUGCUUGUAUGAUCACAAACCACCACAAAAGAAAAGAUCGUGAAGAUUACACUGUAAACGGACUCUCAAAUGAUCAGGAGGUGGUCACUUUGCAACUUGCUCCCUCCACCCAACUCAAAACAGGAGCUCGAGCCUGCCUGUAUUUGAGACUGGAGCUGCCUGUAUGAGGACUGGAUCAACUGCUAGUCACGUUAUAUCCAAAUCUGCAUUAUCAUUGGGCACAUUUUCACAGAAUUUUACUGAAUUAUUCCUUAAUUGUUUAAUGGUUGGGAAUAGUUUGGGAAUUACCUUCCAUCAACUCUGCUAAGAAAGGAAUGGAUUCUGGUAGCAAGACAAUAUAAUUCUCCUUUAGUUUUUCAGCCAGUGCUAACACAGUAAUCAAAGCAGCAAAUCGAACCUGAAAGGGAUAAAAGAGCAAAGAAAUAAAAAGCAGUGUUACUGUAUUUAUUAUCUUAAGAGCUGUGCUGACUUGAGACAAGCUCUAACUUUUUAAACAUUAGUUCACAUGCGUUUAUUCACUUCAUUAUGUUCAUUCAGCUUUCAUCUUAGAAUACCAGUUUCACCAUUUGGGAGCUGUUUGUAAUAUGUGCAACCUUAUAAAUAGUGUUUUCCAAACUGUGUCCCAGGACUGCAAAUCUUUAAUGUGAAAUGUCUUUUUAUAAUCUCUUCCUUUAAAAAAAAACAAUAAAAUAAAAUGCCGCAUGCAAACUCAA